AUGGCUGUUGACGGCUCCGCACCUGCGUCGCCCAUUCCCAUCCCGGAGCUGACCAAGAUCACCUCUGAGGCUUGCGAUGCGGCGUUGAAGAACACUACCGAAUACGAGCAUGCCAAUGUCGGCGAAUGGAACUCCCAGAUCAUUAACACCGUUCUCAAGGCUCUUAUCGCCGCUACUGCCCCCUCCGACUCCUCCACCCCGGCUCCCUACCGCUUCACCGUGAACAGCACGAUCGUGCAACAGGGCGUGAUCGACAAGUCCGCUGCUGCCGAGGGCGCACAGAACAACGCUGGCAAGCGCGGGAUGCACUCCGCGUCCGGCGCUUUCUGGGACGUUAACCGUGAUGGUAUGUGGACCUUCAAGUACCCCGGUGCUGAGGAGCGGGGACUCGAUGUUGUGGUCAGUGUGACUUGGUUUGCGGUUGUUUAA
This is a messenger RNA of Penicillium longicatenatum, 429 nucleotides long. RefSeq names its product dynein light chain Tctex-type family protein. Lineage: Eukaryota; Fungi; Ascomycota; Eurotiomycetes; Eurotiales; Aspergillaceae. Gene Ontology annotation, molecular function: dynein intermediate chain binding. Gene Ontology annotation, biological process: microtubule-based movement. Gene Ontology annotation, cellular component: cytoplasmic dynein complex; cytoplasm. The transcript has 4 exons. The coding region runs from base 1 to 429 and encodes 142 amino acids. The record is from RefSeq and is a predicted model, not a curated record.